CCCCCGGCCUAAGAACUGACCGCCGGUCCAAAAAUGAUCCUCGGGCCCCUGCUCGCCGCGCAAGUGGAGAUCUCGCCCGGCAUCGCCACCCCCCUCGAUGCCAUCAAAUCAAUGCUCGACCAGCUCGACCUGCAGAUGGGCGCGAGCCGCGCGCUCGAGCACCCUUGCGCGCCGGCAAUGAGGGCGGUCGGCUGUGACGGCUUCGAGUGCUUCCGCGCCGCCGUGAGGGAGUCGAACGUGGCGCUCUCGGAGGAGUGCGAGCGCUCACUUGGGGCGGACGCGCGCCCGUCCUCCUCCUUCUCCCUCACCGUCGAGACCGAGGAGAGUGAGGACGACGCGGCGCGCUGGCUUUUGAGCAAGAAGGAGUACUCCUCGCUUUUCAGCGCGGCCGGCCUGCUCAACGGCGUCUUCGGCGGCGAGAGCGACGGCUCGUACUUUGACUACUCGAGCUACUUCGACUACUCGUACGGCAGCUACGCCGAGCCGGCCGCCUCCCCGCUUGACCGCGAGGGGGGGCGCUUCUCCCCCUUCGAGGAGGGGGCACUGUUCGAGUCGAUGGCGGCGCAGGCGAUGAACAUCUUCCUCGCCCCGGACGCCAUGAUGCCGCACGCCGCCGCCGCGCGCGACGUUGCCGAGGAGUCAGAGGAGGGCUCUUCGCACCCGUGCCGCGCGGAGUCUGCCGCGCUCUGCCCGCGGGAGGUCGGGUCUGAGGGUCUGAUGGCCUGCCUCGUCGCGAGCCUCGAGAAGCUCUCGCCGCGGUGCAAGUGCGCGCUGCACCAGCUCGGAGGCGACUGGGGAUGGUACGGUGGUGGGGGGAACUGGUUCGCGCAUGGCUUUGGCCUUUGCGACAGACCGUUUUCCGAUGGGGUGAGAGUCUCGUACUAUCUACGUCUCGCGGCUUUGGUUCCGCUUGUGUAAGGUU
Emiliania huxleyi CCMP1516 is the source of this 922-nucleotide messenger RNA. RefSeq lists its product as hypothetical. Lineage: Eukaryota; Haptophyta; Isochrysidales; Noelaerhabdaceae. The record is from RefSeq and is a predicted model, not a curated record. The transcript has 2 exons. The coding region runs from base 34 to 918 and encodes 294 amino acids.